CUUGGUGCUAUGUCGAACAAUGUAAAUAUACAGUAAUUGAAAACAUGGACGAAUCAAUCAUAGGCUGAUAAGCAAUGAUUUGCCAGUUAUUGCCUGUUGUCACUGUCUAACCAAUUUAUGUAAUAACCUUGUCAUUUUCUACUCCCUUUGCCCAUCAUUAAAAUGGAUACCGAUUCUGUAAGCAACGCAACAUUAGACGUGUUACAUAAAAGAGAAGAAUGGAGAGAAGAACCAGAAGAUGAGUGGGAUGAACUGCAUCCACGCCGCUUGAUUCCAGAAAUCUGCAAUCUGUUAUAUCAUUUGGGAUGGGUUACAGGAACUGGUGGUGGCAUGAGCAUCAAACGAGGAGAUGCCAUUUAUAUUGCUCCAUCAGGUGUCCAAAAAGAAAGAAUCAAGCCAGAAGAUCUAUUUAUUCAAGAUAUUCAAGGUCGUGAUCUGAAAUUGCCUCCUCCAUCAAAAGCCCUAAAGAAAAGCCAAUGUACCCCAUUAUUUAUGUGUGCUUAUACUGAAAGAAAUGCUGGAGCUGUGAUUCAUACUCAUUCAAAAAAUGCUGUCUUGGUCACUUUACUUUGUGAUAAGGAAUUUAAAAUCUCCCAGCAAGAAAUGAUUAAAGGUAUAUGGAAUCCAGGAUUGGGAAGGUACAACAAGUACAAGGAAGAGAUUGUGGUACCAAUCAUUGAGAACACUUGUUGGGAGUCGGAAUUAGAAGAUUCGCUCCGAACUGCGAUGCACAAAUAUCCCAAUACCAGUGCCAUUUUAGUUCGUCGCCAUGGCAUUUAUGUAUGGGGAUCUACGUGGGAACAAACAAAAGCAAUGUGUGAAUGUUAUGAUUAUUUGAUGGAUUUGGCGGUCAACAUGAAACAACUUAAUAUUCCCUGGCACGCAGUUGAGUGGCGUCCUUGAUCAAGUUUUUCACAUCAGCACUGACUGAAUUUUAACAGGAGAGAUGAAAAUAUAACUAAGCUAUUAAAAAAAUCCCAAUAAAUCUAUUCAAGUCCAAGGGUCCACGAAAUGCCUUGUACUAGCAAAAGGAUAAGUGGCUGCCAUGCAACGAGCCAUCGGAUCCAGUCUAAAAGUUGCCCGUACAAGACGUGCGGACGUUCCCACCUAAAAACAAUAAAUCGAUAAGACAUUG
Molecule: messenger RNA, 1135 nt
Organism: Daphnia magna
Lineage: Eukaryota; Metazoa; Arthropoda; Branchiopoda; Diplostraca; Daphniidae
Product: probable methylthioribulose-1-phosphate dehydratase
Exons: 7
Coding region: 163-903 (246 amino acids)
Cellular component (GO): cytoplasm
Molecular function (GO): metal ion binding; methylthioribulose 1-phosphate dehydratase activity
Source: RefSeq, a predicted model, not a curated record